This is a messenger RNA of Theobroma cacao (cacao), 1821 nucleotides long. Its product is annotated as cytochrome P450 81Q32-like. The record is from RefSeq and is a predicted model, not a curated record. Gene Ontology annotation, molecular function: iron ion binding; oxidoreductase activity, acting on paired donors, with incorporation or reduction of molecular oxygen; heme binding. NCBI's taxonomy places the organism in Eukaryota, Viridiplantae, Streptophyta, Magnoliopsida, Malvales, Malvaceae.
UUCUAGUUGUACAUUCAAUGCCUUAUUUUUCAGGAGAAGACAAAAAGCUUUACAGGAAAAAACUAAUUCAACAAAACAUAGCAUAGACAUUGAGAGCAAAACUCCUCCACCGAUGCUCCCAUGGCAACCUGGUUUCUCUACCUUCCCCUAUUCUUAGCUUUGUAUGUUUUCACAAAACAUUUCCUAAACAAAAUCCGAAACUUCCCACCAAGCCCUCUUCCUUGUCUACCCAUCAUCGGCCACCUCUACCUGCUUAAGAAUCCCUUGCAUCGAACUCUGACUCAAAUUUCAAACAGAAAUGGACCCAUAGUCCUCCUCCAAUUCGGAACUCGUCCAGUUCUUGUGGUCUCAUCCCCGUCUGCUGCCGAAGAAUGCUUCACCAGAAACGACAUCAUUUUCGCCAACCGCCCUGGCUUACUUAUUGGAAAGCACUUAGGUUACAAUCAUACCAGCCUAGCUUGGGCCCCCUAUGGUGAAAAUUGGCGAAAUCUUAGACGAAUCGCUUCCAUUGAGAUUUUAUCAGCUACCCGCCUCCAGAUGCUAUCUAGCAUACGCAACGAUGAGGUGAAGUCUUUGAUUCGCAAGCUCUUGGAUCAUCAAAACCAGCCUGUUGAGUUGAGGACAGCUUUCUUUGAGUUGACUCUCAAUAUGAUGAUGGGGAUGAUAGCAGGAAAGCGAUACUACGGGGAGAACUUGGAGGAUGUGGAGGAAGCAAGACGGUUCCGAGAGGUACAUGUUGAGACUUUCAAGCUAAGUGCCAAAAUAAAUAUUGGAGAUUUUUUGCCUUGGAUUAAGUCUAGAGAAUUGGAGAGGAAGUUGAUAGAGUGUCAAAGCAAAAGAGACAAGUUCAUGCAGGAUUUGAUAGAACAGCAUAAAAGAAGAAUGAGGAAUAACUGUGAUCGAAUGAGGAAAAAGACAUUGAUUGAGGUUUUGGUAUCGCUGCAAGAAUCAGAACCCGAGUAUUACACGGAUCAGAUGAUUAGAGCCCUCGUACUUGUUCUGUUGUUGGCAGGAACAGAUACUACUGUCAAUACAAUGGAGUGGGCAUUUUCUCUUUUGCUUAACCACCGUGAAGUACUUGAAAAGGCUCAAGCGGAAAUCGCAAAUAGAGUGGGACAUUGCCGUCUAAUUGAUGAGUCCGACCUAGCCCAACUUCCUUACCUCCACUGCAUCAUCAAUGAAACAUUGCGCAUGUACUCACCGGCGCCACUGCUGCUACCCCAUGAAUCAUCCGAGGAGUGCGUGCUAGGUGGUUUUCGUAUUCCACUUGGCACAACACUAUUGGUGAAUGUGUGGGCCAUACAAAAUGACCCUAAGCUUUGGACGAACCCAACAAGAUUCAUGCCAGAGAGGUUUGAAGAUCUAGAGGGCACGAGAGAUGGGUUCAGGUUGAUGCCAUUUGGGUCAGGGAGACGGGGCUGUCCUGGAGAAAGCCUGGGACUGAGAAUGGUUGGAUUAACGCUAGGGUCAUUGAUCCAGUGCUUUGAGUGGUCUAGGAUUAGUGACGACCUGGUGGACAUGACGGAAGCAACAGGGUUUACCAUGCGCAAAGCUCAGCUCCUACAUGCUAAAUGCAAGCCAUGCCCUGCCAUGCUAAAACUAGUUUCUCGAAUUUGAACCGAGUUGGGCCACUUGGCCCCUAGUUUUUUGCGUCUUCCCGUAUUCCCACGAGACUCGUGCUCUAUUAUAGCACUCUACUCGUUCGUUCGGCUGUGUCGGAUAUUGGCUUGAACAUAAAAUAGCCCCAAAUGUCAACCAUCCUGACCCAUUUUAAACAUUGGAUUUCAUCCUUGUUAAAUCAACAAUUGAGAGCAAAUUAGC